Messenger RNA from Parnassius apollo (apollo), 984 nucleotides. The record is from the annotation of a GenBank genome assembly. Lineage: Eukaryota; Metazoa; Arthropoda; Insecta; Lepidoptera; Papilionidae.
AUGAUACAGAAAAGCCCUACCACAGCUUUGAUGCUCUGCGUGAUAUUAACAAAAGGAAUUUCUGGUUUUUCUUUUUCAAAUGUUUAUGUUCAAAGUAAUCCAACGGAAUAUAUAAAAUAUGGAUCUCCAAGUGAAUCUUCUGCAACUCCAGAAAUUGCGCGGAUAUCUGCAACUCCAGUAGAAUCGAUACCUAUAGAAACUGUGCAAGGACUGAUUACCCCUUGUGUAACACCGUGCAUUAUUUCAAAUACAGCAGAAACACCACAAGCUAGAGCAAAUGUAAUAACUUACAGAUCAUCAAAUAGUAACGUCCCUAUUAUACUAACUCAAAAAGAUGAUGCAGCAAGCUACCUGUACUCAUAUACAGUUUAUGAUGAGCAAACUGGUGAUCGUAAAUCACAAAGUGAACAUAGUGACGGAGCAGUUGUUCAAGGACAAUAUUCAUUAAUUGAACCAAAUGGGUGGAGGCGCGAAGUUACAUACACAGCGGACGAUUUAAAAGGGUUUAACGCUGUUGUCAGUAAUAUAUCGCCUGAUAUUAAGGCAGUUACAAAUAAGUCCAAUAAAGAUAAAAAAGAGGAGCCUACGCAGCCUUGCGAAGAUGUAAAGGGAGAACAGCUGAGAAUAAAACCACAGGAAACACAAAAAGCUACCAAAGUUAACGAAAAAAAAGAUCACAGUUAUGAGCUUAGUGAGAGUCAUAGCAAAUCACGAGAAGAAUCCGCAGAAGAACUAGUUACUACUCCACAAGAAAUUGUAACGAUUGGGAAAGAAAUGACAACAGUUUUACCUGUUAUAAUUGAAGAUAUAACAAAAGAAGCUGAAUCCGAAACGUUACAAAACUAUAAUGUCGUACCCUAUAACGAAAUUAUCAAGUGUCUUCAAUCUAAAAUACGUGGAUUAAAUACUGAAAACCACACAAGUUUAGAUGCUUCCCCAUUGACAUACAUCCUUUUGCCUACACUGGGUAUCAAGCCUUGUUAA